GCCGGUUCGUUCAGUAUCUCAGAAACUGUUCAGUAAACGGUAUAUUAAACCGUAGUUUGUGAGAACAAACUGGGAAAAUGAAAUCGUUUGUUCUAUUGUGUUUAAUUCUGUUAAUAUGUGGUAAACUAUCAGAAGCUGGCAAGGGUAAUAAGAAAGUGUCGACUUCAAAAAACACCACCAGUGUAUCGACUAGUAGUCAAGUGACGACCACAACAAGCCGGCCACUAUUACCAGGACUAAGAUUACCUUGUUCGUGUGUUGAAGGACAAUGUGGAUGUUGUACGGGUGUCUUAUUAGACCAAUUUAAUCAAAAGGCUUGUCUGAACGUGUCAUACGAGCCUGAUGACUUUUCUCUCACAGCUAUGAUGUCUAUGAACGGACGUGUGCUUUAUAAGAGAACUGUUUCCGGUAAAAACCCUCCUCCGAUGUGCAUUCGACUUCCCCGUUUCCAGUUCAUCCGAUUCUGCGUCGAGUUUUCAAAUAUCUAUUUCGCAAGUCGUAAUAUUCACUUGUGUAUUGAUAUGGAGGCAAACUGGGAAGAUCUAACUUUAGUUGAAUGGUCAUUUGACUGUAUUCGGAUGGGGGCUUCAGGAGUGGCAGUUGUUGGACCGGAGGAGGGAGGAGGGCUUCCUGCAAACCCCGUGGAUGUCGUCGAUCAAACCAACGAAGAUUACGACGACAGCGCUAGGAACGUGCCCCCAAACCACCGAAACGACAUAAGAAACCUCACACACUGCAACACACUCGUUCUUGAUGAAAGUCUAAAACGUGCAGGACCCAACGCCAAUAAGCAACUAAUUAAAAUAAAGAACUUGCCCAAUGGAAAUGUUGUAGUGGCUUACGGCUGA
Molecule: messenger RNA, 848 nt
Organism: Tribolium madens (black flour beetle)
Lineage: Eukaryota; Metazoa; Arthropoda; Insecta; Coleoptera; Tenebrionidae
Exons: 3
Coding region: 78-848 (256 amino acids)
Molecular function (GO): iron-sulfur cluster binding
Source: RefSeq, a predicted model, not a curated record